Messenger RNA from Nycticebus coucang (slow loris), 1845 nucleotides. It is a transcript of the gene RBFOX3, whose product is annotated as RNA binding fox-1 homolog 3. Gene Ontology annotation, cellular component: cytoplasm; nucleus. Lineage: Eukaryota; Metazoa; Chordata; Mammalia; Primates; Lorisidae. Gene Ontology annotation, biological process: regulation of alternative mRNA splicing, via spliceosome; nervous system development. Gene Ontology annotation, molecular function: mRNA binding. Bases 719 to 1804 code for a protein of 361 amino acids. The record is from RefSeq and is a predicted model, not a curated record. The transcript has 15 exons.
GCCUCGCUCCAGCCGAGCGAGCCAGAGAAACCAAAGAGAGAGAGAGAGCUAGAGAGAGAGAGAGAGAGAGGGAGAAAGAGAGAGAAGGAGAGGGAGAGAGGGAGGAGAGAGAGAUCAGAGAGAGAAAAGGCGGCGAGGGAAGAGCGAGCGCGGAGCCGCGGGGUUGCUCCGAAGCCGGCGGAGCCUCCUCGGACAGCGGCCCCGGCUGGGCCCACCAGCUCGCGUGGUCGCAGGAGAAAAAGCUGCCGCGGCGGCCGCCGGAGACCGGCCUCGCGCGCCCCUCGCCGCUGGCUCGCGGGUGCCAGUGCGGCCCCGGGACGCCGCUGCCCGCUCGGCGGCCAGGAUGCAGCCGGGGCAUGGCCGCCGGGCCCCGGUCACCUGCCGCGGGGAGCGCUAAGCCUGUUGAAAACCUGUCUCUGAGGACCUAAGCCUCCUCCUGUGAUACCUGCCCUUCCUCGCAAACCUCCACCCCAAGGAGUUCCAGAAAGAACCCCGCAGGGCCUCCCCACAGCCAGACAGACUUCCUCUCCCAUCCCCAGUGUGAAGUCAAAACAGUGGAGGAAACUCUGCCAGCAUUUCCCCCGAGCUGGUCUGCGGCCCCUUCAGCUGGGAACCUGUCCCUGGAGCCACCCCAACUGCAAACAGAGAGCCCAGAGUGCCUCGGGGAAAAUUGGCUGAAUAAAAGAGCGACCAGGACGCCACGGCUCCGCCUGAAGCGAUGGCCCAGCCCUACCCCCCUGCCCAGUAUGCCCCUCCACCACAGAAUGGCAUCCCCACCGAGUAUGCCCCGCCCCCACCGCACCCCACACAGGACUACCCGGGCCAGACCCCGGUGCCCCCGGAGCACGGCAUGACCCUGUACACAUCAGCCCAGACCCACCCCGAGCAGCCGGGCACCGAGGCCAGCACACAGCCCAUCACCGGGACCCAGACAGUGCCGCAGGCAGACGAGGCGGCACAGACGGACAGCCAGCCACUGCACUCCUCCGACCCCACAGAGAAGCAGCAGCCCAAGCGGCUGCACGUCUCCAACAUCCCCUUCCGGUUCAGGGACCCCGACCUGCGGCAAAUGUUCGGGCAAUUCGGAAAAAUUUUAGACGUGGAGAUCAUUUUUAACGAGCGGGGCUCCAAGGGUUUUGGGUUUGUAACUUUUGAAACUAGCUCAGAUGCUGACCGAGCCCGGGAGAAGCUGAAUGGGACGAUCGUGGAGGGACGGAAAAUUGAGGUCAAUAAUGCCACAGCCCGUGUCAUGACCAACAAGAAGACAGGGAACCCCUACACCAAUGGCUGGAAAUUAAACCCCGUUGUUGGCGCAGUCUACGGGCCGGAAUUCUAUGCAGUGACCGGGUUCCCCUACCCCACCACCGGCACAGCCGUUGCCUACCGGGGCGCGCACCUGCGGGGCCGGGGCCGGGCCGUGUAUAACACGUUUCGGGCUGCACCGCCCCCGCCCCCCAUCCCGACUUACGGAGCGGCACUGGAGCAAACGCUUGUUAAAAUGCCAGUCCCAUGGGCAGGGCUGGCACCGUGCCCCCUCCCUCCUCAGCAGACACCGGAGCCGGCCUACCCCACCUCUCCAGCGUUCCCACCACUUUCUUGUCCGUUUGCUUCCAGGGUCGUGUAUCAGGAUGGAUUUUAUGGUGCUGAGAUUUAUGGAGGCUAUGCAGCCUACAGAUACGCUCAGCCAGCAGCAGCAGCAGCAGCAGCAGCCUACAGCGACAGUUAUGGCAGAGUCUAUGCAGCUGCCGACCCCUACCACCACACCAUCGGCCCCACGGCGACCUACAGCAUUGGAACCAUGUGAAACCUUCCACCGUUUCCUUCUCGGACCAUGAAGGGCAAAAA